Penicillium bovifimosum is the source of this 4221-nucleotide messenger RNA. RefSeq lists its product as uncharacterized. The coding region runs from base 1 to 4221 and encodes 1406 amino acids. The transcript has 3 exons. The record is from RefSeq and is a predicted model, not a curated record. Gene Ontology annotation, molecular function: GTP binding. Lineage: Eukaryota; Fungi; Ascomycota; Eurotiomycetes; Eurotiales; Aspergillaceae.
AUGGGCAACGGAUCUGGUCAACGGCCACUGUCCGAAGUGAGCCCUAUGGCUCAGAGGCGCAACUCACCAAGCUGGAACCAAGCCACAAAGCAGUUGCCGAAUGGCGAAUCGCCUGCAUACGAUGUCUCCUCCCUAAACAACAAUAGCUCCCCGCGCCUUUUCUGGAAAGGCUGUGACUCACCGUCGCCAUUCUCGAAAGGAACCGAGAAUCUAUCGCCGUACGACCCAGAAGGCUGCUAUUUCCCCGCAAAGCGGGCGUCUCUCGAGAAUUUGAAACGCGUCUCUAAGGUCAAGAAUAACAGCUUCCUCGAGGGUAGCCAAGAAUACGACCCUGCUUCAGUAGCCUUUCUUCACAGACCUUUGGCAUCAGAGAGAGCCCCCCAACGCGACAGUCAAAUGAAUGUCGCCAAGUCCCAAUUCGAUGACGAUGGAACCCGUAUUUCUCGACCAUCAUCCCCAAGCAAAGAGCAGGCGUCGCCGAGCAAGUCCUCGCUAUCCAAGGGUAGUCGAUAUGGCAAGGGGUUUGACCCUCAAAAAGAUAUUUGGUCCGAGUAUGGCAGUGCAGGUCACCGACAUGCCAAGAGUGUCACAUUCGACCACGCUCCUCCCCAGAUCAACGAAUAUGAAAUGACGACCCCAGAUCUCUCCUCGGUAGCAUCUGGAUCCAGAGAGAACAGCUACGAGUCCGACGAAGAGGAGAUGAGCUUUGAGGCGGAGUCCCCCAUUGAGCGUGAUGAUAGCUUCGAUGCUUCGCUCGAAGAUAUUGAGAAGACCCCCGUUGUGUUGCCCGAGGACUGGCGCUUCAUGAGCCCCAGCGGAAAUACCGAUGGCAAUCCUUUCACCGAACAUAUGGAGGAAGACAACACCGAAGACCGACCUACCUCUCGUGAAGAUGGAGCCUCACAGCACACGCGAGUGGAAUCGCUAGAUUCAAACGGCGAGCGACGUCCUCUGCCUCCUUUGCCAUCAGUCAACCGUAUGUCGGGAACACGUCCUUCGUCGGCUGGUAAGCUUGCUGCGGCCUUUGAGCUCGGUAGUCUCGGCCAGCGCGUUCUUCCUGCACCGCCAGCUCCCGCUGCAUAUAGCAAGUCUGAUAUCACCGGCGCUGGGUCCUUGGAAGAUAGACUUCGUUUAAUGAGUCUUCAAGGAAAAGAGAACGACAACCCUCACGAUGAGCAUGAGGAGAUAAUCGAAGAGCCUUUGGAGCUCCCCAGAGCCGAAGAAAGCCCAGAGCCAAAAGAUGAUGCAGAGGAGGAUGACGAGAGAAAACACGAUUUCUUCUCCCCGCCUCGCAUUUCCCGCGACUCAAUACUUCGAGGAAUCCGCAAGGGCGACAAUUAUGAAGAUGACAGCUUUGAUGGACAUUCCCAACUCGAUUCCAGCCCCAAACAUUAUGACCAUUACGACCCCGACGUUCCUAUUCCAUCACUGGAAAGUGACGAUGAUGACUCUUCCAGUGUAAUUGUUAAGCAGGAAGAGCACGAUGAUGAUCUUUACUCCAUUACGGAAUAUUACCAGAACAUGUCAGACAACAGCUUGUCUUCCCGCGACCAGCGAGCCAAGUACGACGACGAUAGCAGUUACUCGCUACGUUCUGCUGCCGAAGCUGCUGAGCGGCUUUACGAUGGACAGCAAACUCAAAACCAGGGUUCCGAGCAGACUACCCCUGUCCCUGAGGGCCAACCCGACGCCGAGGAGACUACACAGCCAACAAGGCAGCCACAGGAUACACAGGAGCCAAGCGCCCUGCCAAACCAGCCUCUUGAUAUGGCGUCCAUCCGCCAGUCUCUUGCACGCCCUGCUACGCCAGAGAUGCAGCAAGACGGUGCCUUUGAGCCUUCUACUCCAGACUCCGUGAUUCGUCAUCCCGUCGAAGACCAUGAAGGAAAAGAAGAAGAAGAGAAAGAGGAAGAGGAGCUGCGUGACCUAGAGCCGGAGCAAGAUGAAAGCUCGUCCGACGAGUCUAUUCCAGAGCCCAUUGCCACAAUCCGAGCUCCUGGAGCGGGUCUCAAGACACGACCAUCACUAACCCCUGCGGAUUUGAAGUCAAUGGCUGCUACCCGCCGUCAAAUUAGUGGACAGUAUGUUCCACCAGUACCCUCAUUGACCAAGCAGAUUUCCAAUGAGUCGAGUCCUUCCGAUCAUGAAGAUAAGCAGGCCGAUUUGCCGCCGAAGCUGGACCUUUCCUCGGAUAUUCCACAAAGACAAAGCAGUUGUCUGAAGCUCGAUAUUCCUUUCAGCAUCCAGGAAGAAAGCCUCGGCUUUGGACUCGACAAGGAGUUUGAUCGUGUCAUUGAAUCCCAAAAGGUUGCGUUCCGUCUCGCUCUUUCCCAAAGCCCUGGUUCCAUGCCACCGUCGCAGGACACAAUACCCAAGGAUCGCCUGAACACAGGCAAUAGUGCAUGCCCCGCUAACUUUCAUAUUUCCAAACAGAGAGGAUACCUUAUGAGACAGAACACCAAGGUUAUCAUUGCUAGCAGCCGUACCGAAGACGAGCCCCUGCCCUCCCUCCAUGAAAGUGCCGAAACCUCACGUGGUACACGUUCUGCUGGAUCUUCUCCACGCAAGCCUAGCCAGCAGACUUGGACUACUGUCCCCUGGAAUGGGUCUCCGCGACGCUCAAGUAUCAAGCCUGCAACAGGCAUCCCUAAGAAGAAGCCAGUUCCCGGCGCAGGCGGAGUACCACCUCUUCCUGGACAGCCCAGCAACGUCCAUGAAGCCCCUGCAACAAUCGAGGAGACCGAGCCUGCUAUAUCCGAGUCGUUUGAUGAUGGCGAAGAGCGAGGUCGUCUGUUUGUCAAGGUGAUAGGUCUGAAAUAUUGUGACCUCCCUCUCCCACGUGGUAAGAAAACAUCAAAUAACCGAUUGCCUGUCACUGUUACUGAUUUCAUUCCAGGUGAACGGUCCUACUUUGCUCUGACCCUAGAUAAUGGACUUCAUUGUGUCACCACCUCCUGGUUGGAGAUGGGCAAGUCCGCUCCCAUUGGUCAAGAGUUUGAGCUCAUCGUCCAGAAUGACCUCGAGUUCCAGUUGACGCUGCAGAUGAAGAUUGAUGAGAGUAAGUUCCAAACACAGGAACCUGCGGCAUCGCCAUCGCGCCAAAAGACCUCGGCCCUCAGCCGUGUAUUUGCAUCCCCGCGUCGGCGCAAGGAAUUGGACAUGAAGCAACAGAUGCAGUCACAGCAGCAGAAAGCCAAGGACGUCAAUGCCCCUGUGUACGAACGUCUCCGAAACCUGGUCGCGCGUGAUGGUAGCUUUGGGCGUGCAUAUGUGGCUUUGAGCGACCACGAGCAACUUGCCUUUGGUCGUCCCCAUGUUGUUGAUGUUGCUUGCUUCAACGAAUGGGCUGUUGAGGAACAAAUCAGCAGUAUCAAGAGCAAAAAGAGUGCAACUAGCAUCAACACGCAGCGUCGGCCACCAUACAAGAUCGGAAAAUUGGAGGUGCAACUGCUCUUUGUCCCUAAGCCCAAGGGUAGCAAAGAUGAAGACAUGCCAAAGAGCAUGAAUGCCUGUAUUCGGGAGAUGCGUGAUGCAGAGAGUGUUGCAGCUCGCUCCUGGGAAGGCUUCCUUUCUCAGCAGGGAGGAGAUUGUCCGUACUGGCGCCGCCGCUUCUUCAAGCUUCAGGGGUCGAAGCUAACGGCUUAUCACGAAACAACGCGGCAACCCCGCGCCACAAUCAACCUUGCCAAGGCCUCCAAGCUCAUCGACGAUCGAUCUUCUCUUCUACAGAAGGAGACUAGUGGAAGAGGUGGUUCUCGCCGCAAGUCCGCAUUUGCCGAGGAAGAAGAUGGCUACAUGUUUGUUGAAGAGGGAUUCCGCAUCCGCUUUGGUAAUGGUGAGGUGAUUGACUUCUACGCGGACAGCCCUGCAGACAAGGAAGGAUGGCUCCGUGUCAUGUCUGAAGCUGUCGGAAAAGGGUCCACCUCAGGCGGUGGUGCAAUCAAGCCUUGGGCUGAUCUCGUUCUUAAACGCGAGCGCAGCAUGAUGGCAGGCAGAGACGCUGGCCCCCGCCGUCUAGCUAGUGCGAUCCCCACAGCCUCAGCAGCGCCCCCGUCCCCCGCUCGAAACCGAAACAGUGCUGUGAUGGGAGCUCCAUCGUCGGCGGGAUCUGGGGCGCCGGCGCCUCAGUCCGCUCGUCCUCGACACAAGCACACGCAAUCCCAACCCGAGAUGGGCAGUGCUGACGCCCGUCGGCAAAAGACACGCUCUCUCAUGUUUUGA